CCACGCGGUGUUUUGAACGCCGACCGUGCACGAACAACACUACAACGAGGCUCUUGCGAAAUGGUGUUAUCGGAGUGAAAGAAAGCAGAAGAUUUUCAAUUUUCAUCCGUUAUUUACGACCGAAAACUGAACUGGCAAUAUGCCGCAGAUGGCUCAGAAAGGCAAGGAGGGCCAGGUGAAAGCAAAGAUCAACCAGAAGAUGACAGAAAGCGGGGAGAAAGAAAGAUUGCAAGAGAUGUUGAGGCUCAAGUUGACUGAAUGUGGCUGGAGAGAUGAGCUUCAAGCUUACUGCAGAAGUAUUGUGAAGGAGAAGGGGAUUGAUAACGUCACAGUUGAUAUGCUUAUUGAUGAAGUGACACCGAAAGCAAGAUCCAUGGUUCCUGAUGAAGUAAAAAGAGAACUUUUUCAAAGGAUAAAAACUUUUAUCACAGAGAAAGCAGAGAUCCCAUCAUGAGCUACAAAAACUGUCAAAAAAAUUUUACUUAUCGGUAUUUACCACUAAAAAGCAGGGGAACAACAAGACUCAUGUACAUUAACUGAGACAUGUCAUCUACGAAAAGAAUCUCUGAAAUGUUGAUUGAUCUUGGUUGUCUGAUUCGAAAUGUUUUUAGAGAAUGGAAGAAACAGUGUAAAACUGCGUCCCAAAGAUAAAGACAUGUCGUUUUGAAGUAACAGAAGAAGUUCCAUUGAAAUGUAUUGAACGUCCUUUUAUGUUCGAUAACAACAUAUAAGCUGAUGCCGUCAAUUUUUUCUUGAAUAUUCACAUCGUUUCAUAACUACCCUUUUAAGUGUUUCUUUGCCACGAUAGAAGAGUUGAAAGGAUACCUGGAUUUACACAAAGCAUUUAGAUGCUCGGAAAUCAAUCUGGAAUGUAACAAUUGACUUUUUGAUUCGUAACUUACAUCCAUUCUACUAAACACAUCCCUUUAAACUGAUUAAAGUAAAAAUUUGUUUCUCAUCAAUGUUUAAUUAUCGCUCCAUGCAAGGUAGAAAAUCAUAUGUAAUAAAGUGUUAAAUGCAGGGUAAAUGCAGGAAAAUUUGGGAGUCUCACACGCCAUGGACCCGGCGGAUGGUUUCUGCAACCCAAUCAAUUUCCAAAUUUGGCUCUAUUUCGAUUAAAACGAUGUACGGAAUGGAAGGGAACCGAUGCGUUGCGCUUUCUGUUUCUCAGGCCCUGUGAAUCUGUGUUAAAACCAAACCAUACUAUAUGUAAGCCGGCACUGUCAGUUUCUAAAUUACUAACUGUUAUACUUUACCCAAAUGACAAGUACCGUAAAUCCUCGAAUAAGUCCCCGGAGGCUUGUUUGCAAAAAUGAAUUUUUGGGUGGGGGCUUAUUCCAGUAGGGGGCCUAUUUCAAAGUUAAGUAUUUUCCUCAAAUUUCCAAAUGAAAUAAAUUGAAAAAUUACAAAAAGGCUUUUUUGUAAAGGAAGCUUAACAGUCAAUAACGAUUUAUGAUAUCAUUUAAAGAGUUACAAAGUGCUGUGUGAAGAUCUAACAAAUAUUAUAAUUUUUUUAUUAUCACAAAAGUCCCUUUUUUGCUUUUUGGUCUCCAGUCAAAGGAAGUAAUACUGUAAAGCUAUUGUUCUGUGGGGGCUUUCUUGAUAUAAGAUAUUAUUCUGCAAUUAUGCUUCCCUCGAAUAAGCCCCCAUGACAGCUUAUUCGAGGGGGGGGGGCUCAUUUGCAAGAAUGAUUUUUUAGGUGGGGGCUUAUUCGUGGUGGGGCUGGUUUGCAAAAAUGAUUUUUUAGGUGGGGGCUUAUUCGUGGUGGGGCUGGUUUGCAAAAAUGAUUUUUUAGGUGGGGGCUUAUUCGAGGGGUGGGUGGCUUAUUCGAGGGAAGCAUAUUAUUAUUAUUUUGCUAAUUAUAGUGCUAAUUAUUUUCAAGCUUUUCCUUUUCCACUUCUGUUUUCAUCAAACACAAUCUUAUGUAGAAAGAAACAUGUUCAAUUCAAAGCUAGACGUACACCCUCUUGAGUUGCAAUUAUAAAAUUUUAAAGUUUUUCCAAAGCCUUAUUUUAAGAGACUUAACAUAUACUUGCAGGUAUUUCCGUUGCAUUCUUUAUAUCUAUUUCUUCUGACUGUGAGUUUUGUAAAAGCAUUGCCUAACGUGUGGAUUUUUUAGUCUAUUUACAAGUGUUGA
Molecule: messenger RNA, 2137 nt
Organism: Rhopilema esculentum
Lineage: Eukaryota; Metazoa; Cnidaria; Scyphozoa; Rhizostomeae; Rhizostomatidae
Product: transcription and mRNA export factor ENY2
Biological process (GO): mRNA export from nucleus; positive regulation of DNA-templated transcription
Cellular component (GO): SAGA complex; nuclear pore
Molecular function (GO): transcription coactivator activity
Source: RefSeq, a predicted model, not a curated record